Molecule: messenger RNA, 1638 nt
Organism: Letharia columbiana
Lineage: Eukaryota; Fungi; Ascomycota; Lecanoromycetes; Lecanorales; Parmeliaceae
Exons: 3
Coding region: 1-1638 (545 amino acids)
Source: RefSeq, a predicted model, not a curated record
AUGGAUACUCGUAAUCGCAGAACAGCAUCCACUUAUAUCAAUAAUCUUCUACUAUCACGUGGUCUUCUCAGAAAUGGCGUGCCCAUCGAGUUUGCGAUUCCUGAGAAUGCUGAGGGUGGGUUGGAUGCGACAAUGGGGCAGGUGAUGAAUUUAGUACAUGAUUUGAUAUUAAGGCGAGAUCGUGAAUCCGACACACUGGCGAGCCUCUCUCAGAACCUUCAAACGCUUCGCAUCUCCUCAACCCAGCAGACACAGAUCGUCACACGCCUGCAAAACCGCAACGCGGACCUAGAUAGGCAGUUGGCGUUGACCGGCGCCCAAGAGCGUUCCGCACGCGCAACGCUGCGGAGCGCGGAGACGAGGAAUAGGGCGCUCCGGGAGGAAAUGGUGCGGCUCAAAGGGACUGUUGCCCAGAUACGGGCACAAUGCGCAACAGACGUCCGCCGUCGAGAUGGAGAGAUCCAAAGGCUGAAGCGUCAUUUAGAAGGGCGUAGGGGAAGAGAUGGGAAUGGUGGGCAAGUGGGCGUAGUAGUUGUCACGCCGGGUAUGAGCAAGGGACCGCAAGGAGGACGAAACGGCGAGACAGAGGCGGAUCUCGAAAGCCCAGCAUACUCUUUAAAACAGGAGACGACGGACUUUCUGACGCAAUUGAGCCAAGGACUCAGCGAUGAGAACGAUGCUCUGAUUGGCCUGGUGAGAGGCACAUUGGCGACUUUGAGAAGUCUCCAGGGGUUGUCGGAAACACGACCAAGAUCCGAGAUCGACGAAAGCUUAGAAGACGUGGAUGCCGCGAACACCAUCAUGGGUGGGCCUCCGUCAUAUGAGACUCUGGCGACGAGCACGGACGAAGUGCUGGAGCACCUGCGAGGACUGCUCACAAAUCCCUCAUUCGUUCCAUUAGAAGAAGUGGAGAUCAGGGAAGACGAGAUCCAGAGGCUAAGAGAAGGUUGGGAGAAAAUGGCGGCACGAUGGAAAGAGGCGGUGGCUCUGAUGGAUGGCUGGAAGAAGAGGAUGGUUGAUACUGGUGAUACGAUAAACCUGGAUGAUUUGAGGAUGGGGUUGAACCUUGGCUCUGGAAUACCGACGGUGCAGGAAGCUCAGGAAACAUCGCUUCUGAAACAAGACGAGGAAGACGCAGAACUAAUCGGCUCGGGCAUCCUCGAAGACCUCCACGAAGAUUCCGAGGAGCCGUCUAUGGACGAUUUUGAGGCCAAUCUACCAAGCCAAGUAGAAUUCGAUGUACACGCGAGAGGCAGGGUCUUGGGCGACAUAGAUGCGAACGCUAUAUCACCACCAAAGGUUUCUUUCCAAACAAUACCAGAAGAGAACACCACGUCUCUCGCAAAUGACGAAGAUGCCGUCUUACUGGACUUCUCGACAUACAAACCUGCCAGUCCGUCAAAGCCUAAGUCACGCAUCGCCCUUCAGAUACAGCCAACCGCUUUAUUGCCCGCUCCCACAAUCCAGCAGAAAUUAGAACGUGUAGAAGCGGAGGCCGACGAGGCAAAGAGACGAGAGGAGAAUCGACCGCGGAAGAGCAUUUCGAAAAGUACUGUCACGAAGAAACUAAAGGGCAGCAGAAGAAGAAGUACUUUGAGUCCAGAAGAGCUAGAGAACUUGGUAAUGGGUUUCUCUUGA